Delphinapterus leucas (beluga whale) is the source of this 1249-nucleotide messenger RNA. RefSeq names its product membrane integral NOTCH2 associated receptor 2 (gene MINAR2). NCBI's taxonomy places the organism in Eukaryota, Metazoa, Chordata, Mammalia, Artiodactyla, Monodontidae. The record is from RefSeq and is a predicted model, not a curated record.
AAACUAUCAAAUUCUUGCCAUUUCCCUACUCGAGCUGAAGCUGACAACCUAAACAUGGUUAGAUUUCACAUGAGCCUGAGACUCUGGGAGUCAAAACAUGAGAAGAAACAAGAUCCCACGUAUCACAUGUGAGGCUGUGCAGGCAAAGCCAAGUCAGCUGGGCCAGCUCGGCAAUGUUCAGAGAGAAAUAUUAAGUAAUGUCUCCCUACAGGUGAUUGUUUCAUGUGCUCCAAACUGUGGACUCUAACCCUGAAAUUCUGGCAGCCUUAUCCAAAGAGUAGUUCCUCUUAAACUGUUACUCCUAACUCUGUAUGGAGAGACAUUACGUGCUACACAUACCUAAUUUUGGUAUCCCAUCCAAUUUAAUGCGUGUGGGCCCAACUGUUCCACUGAAGCACGCGUGCGUGCGUGUGUGUGUGGUGAAAGGUAAGGCAGCGUGCUACAUUGUUCCUGUGUGUGGAUGUGUCAUUUCGAGAGUAGUUUCUGAGCACAGCCCAGAGACCUGGUUUCAGAUGCCUGUCAGGCAUUCUCAGGCUCAUCAAUAAUGGACAGCUCUGACAGCGGCAGUCUUGCUUGCCUUUGUUUUCCACCGUAGAAGAAGGGAGACAUGGAUCUCUCUGUUUUGCCAAAUAACAACCAUCCUGACAAAUUCCUGCAGCUUGACGUGAGGUCUUUAAUGAGGAACUCAGCCCUUCUUCAGGCCAGUCUGGUGAAGUUUCCGGGAGGGAAUUACCCUGCUGCACAGCACUGGCAAAACCUCAUCUACUCACAGAGAGAGAAGAAGAAUAUUACUGCUCAACGAAUGAGGAGACCCAGUGUGGAGAGUGCUGUAAGCACAGAGAGCCCCCCACCAUCCCUGUCAUCAGUUCUGAAGAAUAACCCACUAUACGGUGAUGUGAGUUUGGAGGAUGCUGUGGAAGAAAGAAAAAAGAAACCUUCAUGGACCGUUGAGGAAUAUGACAAGCAUUCCCUGCACACAAACCUCUCUGGGCAUCUGAAGGAAAAUCCUAAUGACCUACGGUUUUGGUUGGGAGACAUGUACACACCCGGUUUUGAUACCUUACUGAAAAAGGAAGAAGAACAAGAGAAGCAUUCAAAAUAUUGUCGUAUAGGUCUGAUUUUGCUCCUCGUUGCCUGCGUCUUGGUUUCCAUAGUAACUGUUAGCACUUUUUUCACCUAAAGAAACUGCCACAGACACAGUGACAUUUCUUUAAAAUCUUUCUAAAUAAACAUUUGCAGAAAAACUUGU